AUGGAUAGACUUCUAUCAGCCUUGCAGAGCUACGAUGCUGCUGUCUUCGCCCGACCUUUCACGACCAACAUGGCCACCUGUGGCUUCAUCAACGUGGUCUCGGAGCUGCUGCGGCAACGCCUCCAGGGGGCUUCGGACCCCACCGGUGUUCCGCGGCAAGCAUUACUUGGAAGUUGCCUGGUGGCUCCACUGUCAACUACAUGGUUCAUGAUUCUGGAGCGGCUUUUUCGCAGCUGGGAUGCCUCGAGUUUGGCGACGGUGGUGUCAAAGACCUGUUGCGAGCAGGCCUUUUUCGCACCCGUCAUCAACACCUGCUUCAUGACUUUCCAGGGUCUUCUAGAAGGUCGUGGAAUUCAGGAGAUUAAGGAUGAACUACAGCGGAACUUUUGGACAGUGCAGCGUGGCAACUUCGCUGUGUGGGCACCAGCCAAUCUGAUCUCCUACAAGUUCAUUCCACCACGCCUCAGAGUGCUAUUUGCCAACACUGUGGCAGUCUUUUGGAUGCUUUUCCUGAUCUGGAAGACUUCAAAACGCAGGCCAGAUCCGGCACACUCGGCGAGAUCCGCCCAGCGCGCGGUCCACAGACCAAGGCACUUGGAUGAGGACCAUCGCUUUGAUCCGCUGAAGGAUGACCCGCGUGAGCGACCUGGAGCCCAGUUGGGCAGAGCCCAGAAAGCGGCCAUCGGGGCUGAUCUUGGCGGAAGCUCUGGAAGCUCUGGAAGCUCCUUGGCAGGCCGCAAUACUGCCUCCUUUGAUCCUCGUUCUACAUUGGUGCGACCUGCCAUGAGAGUGAUCUACGGUCGGAAUGGUCGAGAAUUUGGUGUCACCACAAGGCCAGAUGACAUCGUUGUCGUGCCAGAGUUCAUGGGUGAUUUGGAUGACAGUCUGGCAAGUUGCUUGAUUGCUGAGUUGAAGACGUCCGACGCAGAAGAUCCCAAGUCUAUUCCAUCCAUCAGAACUUUGACUGCACGCAUGUGUGAGUACUUUCAAGUAGAUCAACGGACCGUCCAGGUCCGAGUAAGAUGGCAUGAAACUGGCACCAGCCCAGCCUCGCAGUUGCAAUCCGCCAGCUUUGGGCCUUCAAACUCCCGGAAGGCAUGUUUGCUCCACCUUUCUUUGGGCGGGACUGCUGAACAUGCUUUCAAGCGUGUUGGGACUGGUGAAGUGGUCUACUUCCCUCAAGGCAACAACACCCUGAUGUUGCUCGGGUGUGACAUUGUCAAGAAGUGGUCUUCUGGCGAGUCGAAGGCUCCCGAAGACUUGAACGUCUUGGUGUCUCUGUGGGGCAGCAGCAAGAAAGCCUUGGAAGAUCGCUUGCCAGAAAAGGCUAAGGAAGUGUGCCGAGAUUUCCAUUUGGGGCGAUGCACCUACGGUGACAAGUGCAAGUUCCCCCAUGAGAAGCCGAGCAGUCAUGAAGAGCUGGUGGCCUGGCCAGCGAGGCCAUCCAUGCGUGUGAUUACUGUGCAUGCAUCGCAGCGCUAUACUGCUCCUGUUAAGCAUGAUGACGUCAUCAUCGUGCCAGAGUUCUUCUGUGGAGAAGAUGAUUGGAACAUAUACUACACCCUCAUCAAGGAGAUGCGGCAGAGUCAAGCGAACGGGGACUGGAAGGCAGAGUGGGUCUCUUGGCAUGAGGGUGCGCAUUUGUUGAGUCAGAAUCCAAGCGCCUCGGACACUUACAAUGAGGUGAUUGACAGCUUGUGUCAGUACUUCAGCGCCACUGACCCCAAUCGGGGGACUCGCUUCAACUGGUAUAGAGAUGGAUCCGAUUGGAAGCCUUUCCACCAUGACUCUGCUGCCUUUAACGAGCAGAGGGCUGCCAAUCAAAAUUGCACCAUCGGCAUCUCCUUUGGCUCAACUCGAGAGUUGGCCUUUCGACAUGCCAAAACAGGAGAGCUGAUCUAUGUCCCUCAAAAGAAUGGCAUGUUGUUCUACUUCGGCAGGGAUGUGAACAUCAUUUGGCAGCAUGGGAUCAACGCGUUGCCAGAGCAAGAGCAAGAUGGGAAAGGUCGAAUCUCAAUUAUCCUUUGGAGUUUGUGCGAACUCUGCAUUGAAGAGAGCGAUUCUCCACCCAUGCUCACUGAUGAGUCCCGUGGUAGUUAUAGUAUGCACAACAAAGGCAAGGGCAAGGGAAAAGGCAAGCGUUUCUGCAGCAACGGUGAUGGACUUUGCCGGGACUUCCAGCGGGGCUUUUGCAGCUAUGGUGAGAAGUGCCGCUUCCUACAUCGAUAA
Molecule: messenger RNA, 2229 nt
Organism: Durusdinium trenchii
Lineage: Eukaryota; Dinophyceae; Suessiales; Symbiodiniaceae
Source: the annotation of a GenBank genome assembly